UAAAAAUGGGAGGAGGAAUUGUGAGGGAGAAAGGGCCCAAAAUGCAGUAAACGGACUGGGCGUCUCCAGAGGAAGAGCAGGAAAGAGAAAGAGAGAAGGAAGAGCAGUGAGGAAACUUCUCAACUCUGUAAAUGGAAGAAGACGCAGGUGAAGGAAGCGUAACGAAAUCAGUAGCAAUGAUGGCAUGUACGGCCAUGGCUUUGUUCUACGUCGCCAUACUAUACUCUCCCACUUGGAUCCUUCGUCUCCCUCCUCCCUCCUCCUUCAAGCAAUUCAUGAUCCGUCGCUUCAUUUGUGCCGCCAUCUCUUCCCUCGUCUCCAUGCUCCUCUCUGCUCUCAUCCUCCUCCCUAUGAGAAGCUGGGAGGUGUCACAUUUGUUUGGCGUUUAUGGCAUCCGAAUAGACCAUAUUUGGCAAGCGAUGGUGUUUCCUCUUUCUUUGACUUCGCUAAUGUACGCUGGAUCUUUGCUUCUAAAGUCUCUCUUAAUCGUGAGUUCUUGGAAGCAGUAUAAGAAUCAGGGCAGAGGCAUAGCAAUCGAUUAUGUAAAAAAUGUCCCACAAAAUAUCCUUAAUUGGGUUUUCUCAACUGCUUCCAGUAUCCUGGCUUGGCGUAACUAUGUUGUGGCACCAUUCACGGAAGAAUUGGUGUUUAGAGCAUGUAUGAUACCUUUGCUUCUUUGUGGAGGAUUCAAAAUAUACAGCGUCAUAUUCCUCUGCCCUAUUUUCUUCAGCUUAGCUCAUUUAAACCAUUUAUUGGAGUUCUAUAGCAAACACAACCAUAGCCUACUCAAAGCUUUCAUGGUUGCAGGUCUCCAGCUUGGCUACACCGUGAUCUUUGGGUCCUAUGCAUCUCUUCUCUUCAUCCGAACAGGACAUAUCGUCGCUCCUAUAGUUGCUCAUAUAUUUUGUAAUUUUAUGGGAUUGCCUGUGCUGUUUGCACGGGGAAAAGGGAUGGUAAGUGUGGCCUUUGUUGCUGGGAUGGUGGGUUUUCUGUGGCUGCUUUUUCCAGUUACAGACCCAGCUUUGUAUAAUGAUAGAACUGAUAAUUGCAGGUGUUGGCAUGGAUAUUGUACUUGGACCUAGACCUGUGAAUUAUUAAGAAGGAUUAGACCUUCUGUUAAGGGAAAACUAAAAGGAAAGGAAGAGGAAAAUAAAAUGGAACCUGUGUUGUUUUACCUGUUAUGAUCUUGA
This is a messenger RNA of Vitis riparia (riverbank grape), 1190 nucleotides long. Its product is annotated as CAAX prenyl protease 2. The coding region runs from base 132 to 1082 and encodes 316 amino acids. The transcript has 8 exons. Gene Ontology annotation, biological process: CAAX-box protein processing. The record is from RefSeq and is a predicted model, not a curated record. Gene Ontology annotation, cellular component: endoplasmic reticulum membrane. Lineage: Eukaryota; Viridiplantae; Streptophyta; Magnoliopsida; Vitales; Vitaceae. Gene Ontology annotation, molecular function: metalloendopeptidase activity.